Messenger RNA from Phaeodactylum tricornutum CCAP 1055/1, 885 nucleotides. RefSeq lists its product with no specific name. Bases 1 to 885 code for a protein of 294 amino acids. The record is from RefSeq and is a predicted model, not a curated record. Lineage: Eukaryota; Bacillariophyta; Bacillariophyceae; Surirellales; Neidiaceae. The transcript has a single exon. Gene Ontology annotation, molecular function: protein binding.
AUGGUAGCCACUUUUGGUUGGAAAGUGUUGACGACACUCUUGGCGUCCUCGUCUUCGUCACGGUUGGCUGCUAGGAACUCCCCCAUCCCGGAACGUGUCACUCUGCAAGUCUGCCUUUCUCCGGGGUGCGUCGCCGACGGUGCCGCUCGGACCAUGCAUCUCUUACAAGCCUUGGCACCUGCUCAUUUUGUCAUCGAGGAAGGCGGCUGCAAUUCGUUGUGUGGAUACGGGCCGGUCGUUAUUUCACCAGAAGCAUCCAACAAGUACAAAAAGGUUGUUGAAGAGAAAGCUCUCGAGAUUCUCUAUUCCCACAACAACGACCCGAAUGUGCCUGCGGGCCCGUCCAAGGAACUAGUUCGGGGAUACGAGUUAGUUCAACACGCGGAUAUAUUGUUUGACCGCAAAGACUACGAACAAGCGAUUGUAUUGUACGAACAAGCUAUCGGUAUAGCUUUUCGAUCCGCCAUGGACCUACAGACGGCUCGCGAUCACUUUGCACAAUCAAGUAAUAGUAACGGUAAAAGUGCCAACGACGGCAAAAUGCAAAGAAAAUCGAAGUAUCCAGUUGGCCUGGAAUGGCUGAUUCGUGCGCGUCGAAACGAAGCGGUUGCGAAGCUUGAGCGAGGUGACGUGGACGGUGCCGUAUUGGCUGCUCAGGCCUCCUGCAAUCUUUCACGAAACAGCUCGGCAGAAUCUUUCCGAGUCCUGGCACUGGUGUAUCAGCGGAAAGAAGACAUGGUGGGUGAAUUGCAAAGUCUACAAACGAUGUUGGGACUCCCAAUAGAUGAGUCCAAGCUUUCCUUUCAAGAGAAGAAUGCCCGACGUCUUUGUGGAUUUCGACUGCAAAAGUUGGAGCUACAAACCAAGCAAAAGACUACUCGAUGA